This is a messenger RNA of Penicillium mononematosum, 1242 nucleotides long. RefSeq lists its product as uncharacterized. Gene Ontology annotation, biological process: protein phosphorylation. NCBI's taxonomy places the organism in Eukaryota, Fungi, Ascomycota, Eurotiomycetes, Eurotiales, Aspergillaceae. The coding region runs from base 1 to 1242 and encodes 413 amino acids. The record is from RefSeq and is a predicted model, not a curated record. Gene Ontology annotation, molecular function: protein kinase activity; ATP binding. The transcript is spliced from 4 exons.
AUGGCAAACACCGAAGCAUCCCCUGGAGAUACGACAGAUUUUGGUGACUUUGUGAAGGAUGAAGACGAGGAAGCUGAUCUCGAAGAGAUUGCUGAGCCGUGGCAUAGAUACCGCACCGAGGAUAACCAAUAUGCCCUCUAUCCCAUUCGCCUUGGGGAAGUGCUCAACGAAAGGUACCUGGUUGAACAUAAACUUGGCUUUGGUGUCAUGGCCCUAGGGAAAUGGGGCGACAACGAAAUUCGAAUCCAGGAUGAGAUUAUCAAGACGGUACGGGAUACUUCUCGGCUGAUUAUCUAUUCCGCGACUUUUUUUCUACCCCGAGAUGAUAAAGGCUACCAUAGGAUCUUGGUGUUCCCUAUGAAAGGGCCAUCUAUCUGCCCUCUUGGCUUACAAAGGAUUCCGAUGGCCUCUCGUAUGUCUGCCGCUCGGCAAUUACUAGAGACUGUGGCAAGUUUACAUGAAGCUAGGAUCAUACAUCGCGAUUUAAAUGUAAAGAACUGUAUGUGGGGAAUGGCUCCUAUCGAUGGUCUCAGCAGAAGCGCCAAGUAUGAGUUACUCGGCCGGCCUAUAAAGGAGACAAUACCAUUUGUCGAUCUUUGGAAAAAGCGCGAGCUUGUGAGCCCUGUAAAUGUUCCUGACGACCUUCGCACAGACGAAUUCUAUCUCUGCGAUUUUGGUCUAGCAAAGAAAAUUGGCGACCUCGAGACUCAACGCGGCUACCCACCUAUGCAUUAUUGCUCUCCAGAUCGACUAUAUAAGCAAGAGCCAAGUUUUGCCUGUGAUAUGUGGAGCUAUAUGGCUAUUUUCUCGAUGCUCUACCUUGAAUUUCCUCCGUUUCCCACAUUUGUCGAUGGUGGAGUUGUGAGUGGUAUGGUUGAAUGCCUAGGCCCACUACCUGAGAAGUGGAAGGGUCUUUACACACAUCGAGGCGGACUCGAUUCAUGGUAUGAUCAGGCUCAAUCUCCUGAUCCAGAACAUAUCAUUGCUGAGAAAAUUGCGUAUUUCCGUCCCGAUGCUGAUCUGGCCGAGCGGCAACAUGUGGAAUCUAUCAUGUCGAAAGUUUUUAUUUAUGAGCCAGAAAACGGCUUACCGCAAAGGAACUUUUGCGAGAUCCUUCAUUUAGGGCCAUCAUGGAGCGGUAUGGGUGCUGAGACUCGAAGUGAAUCUUAUUUGAUGGGAGGCCUGUACAAAACGAGCGACGCAAUCAAGACAAGCCAAUUGAAAGAGAAAUAUGAUAAAUGA